Dermochelys coriacea (leatherback sea turtle) is the source of this 2391-nucleotide messenger RNA. RefSeq names its product insulin like growth factor 2 mRNA binding protein 2 (gene IGF2BP2). Lineage: Eukaryota; Metazoa; Chordata; Testudines; Dermochelyidae. Gene Ontology annotation, cellular component: nucleus; cytoplasm; cytosol. Bases 127 to 1926 code for a protein of 599 amino acids. The transcript has 16 exons. Gene Ontology annotation, biological process: regulation of gene expression; nervous system development. Gene Ontology annotation, molecular function: mRNA 3'-UTR binding. The record is from RefSeq and is a predicted model, not a curated record.
UCCGCCCGCUGCCCGGCUGCGGGGCGCUGUUGCAGGCUCCGGCGGGCGGGCGGGUGGCGCAGCGCGGUGCCCGGGUCUGUGCCGGCGGCGGGCAGGAGGGGCCGCGGGCUCCCCGCGAAGAGGCGGAUGAUGAACAAGCUCUACAUCGGGAACCUGAGCCCCGCCGCCACCGCCGACGAGCUCCGGCAGCUCUUCGGGGACAGGAAGCUGCCCCUGGCCGGCCAGGUCCUGCUCAAGUCCGGCUACGCCUUCGUGGAUUACCCGGACCAGAACUGGGCCAUCCGGGCCAUCGAGACCCUCUCGGGUAAAGUGGAGCUGCAUGGCAAAGUCAUGGAGGUGGAUUACUCGGUCCCUAAAAAGCUAAGGAGCAGGAAGAUUCAGAUCCGGAACAUCCCCCCUCACCUACAGUGGGAGGUGCUAGAUGGACUUUUAGCUCAGUAUGGGACUGUAGAGAAUGUGGAGCAAGUCAACACAGACACAGAAACGGCCGUUGUCAACGUAACGUAUGCAACAAAAGAAGAAGCAAAAGUAGCAAUUGAGAAGCUCAGCGGCCACCAGUUUGAGAACUAUUCCUUCAAGAUUUCCUACAUCCCGGAUGAAGAGGUGAGCUCCCCUCCGCCCCCUCAGCGGUCCCGCCGGGGGGGCCGUGCCUCCAGGGAGCAGGGCCCCUCCCCGGGAGGCUCCUCACAGCCCAAACAGCUCGAUUUCCCACUGCGGAUCCUGGUCCCCACGCAGUUUGUUGGUGCGAUCAUAGGAAAGGAGGGCUUGACCAUAAAGAACCUCACUAAGCAAACCCAGUCCAAGGUAGACAUCCAUCGGAAGGAGAAUGCCGGUGCUGCUGAGAAGCCAAUCACCAUCCACGCCAGCCCCGAAGGGUGCUCCGAAGCGUGCCGCAUGAUCCUCGAUAUCAUGCAGAAAGAAGCUGAUGAGACUAAAUCCGCCGAAGAGGUUCCCUUGAAAAUCUUAGCACACAACAGUCUAGUAGGGAGACUGAUUGGCAAAGAGGGACGAAACCUGAAGAAAAUUGAACAAGACACAGGGACCAAGAUCACCAUCUCUCCUUUACAGGAUUUAACCAUUUAUAACCCUGAACGGACCAUCACGGUGAAGGGCAGCAUCGAGGCCUGCUCCAAUGCUGAAGUGGAGAUCAUGAAGAAGUUGAGAGAGGCCUAUGAGAAUGACAUUGUCGCUGUCAACCAACAAGCCAACUUGAUCCCAGGGCUGAACCUCAGCGCACUGGGGAUCUUCUCCACUGGGCUGUCUAUGCUGCCCUCUGCAGCGGGGGCCCGCGGAGCUGCAGCUGCCUCCUACAACCCCUUUGCGAGCCCCUCGGCAUACCUCUCGGGUCUGUAUGGAGCCUCCCCCAUUGGCGCCUUCCCACAGCAGCACUCUUUGCCCGCACAGGAGGUUGUGAAUUUAUUCAUCCCGACGCAGGCAGUGGGUGCCAUCAUUGGGAAGAAAGGCCAACACAUUAAACAGCUGGCGAGAUUCGCUGGCGCCUCUAUCAAGAUCGCACCAGCAGAGGGUCCAGAUGCCAGCGAAAGGAUGGUCAUCAUCACCGGGCCCCCGGAAGCCCAGUUUAAGGCCCAGGGCCGGAUAUUUGGCAAACUGAAGGAAGAAAACUUCUUUAACCCCAAAGAAGAAGUGAAGCUUGAAGCCCACAUUAAGGUGCCUUCCUCUGCAGCUGGACGCGUGAUAGGCAAAGGUGGUAAAACGGUGAACGAACUGCAGAACUUAACCAGUGCAGAAGUCAUUGUCCCCCGUGACCAAACUCCUGAUGAGAAUGAAGAAGUUGUCGUUAAAAUCAUCGGGCAUUUCUUUGCCAGUCAGACUGCACAGCGCAAGAUCAGGGAAAUCGUACAGCAGGUGAAGCAGCAGGAGCAGAAACAUGUUCAGGGAGCCCCUUCCCUACAGCGCAGCAAGUGAGGCUCCGACACGCCAGCCAGCAACAACCGAUGAAUGUAGCCCUUCCAACACUUGCCAGAGCGCCAGAUCGGGGAGCCAACCAAAGACCCUCCUGAGGCAUAAACGUCUGCCCACGGCUGGGCUGUGCAGAGGACUCACAGUGGGGAGGGGGAGGGUUCCAACCCACUCACACUGACGAUGCCACACAGCAGGGGCUCUGCAGACUCUUCCAGGCCACAGCCUCCAUGUUCCUCUAUUUACUAGCGCGACGCUAUCCCUUUAGUUGGACUAACAUAGGCGGAGAUGGGGCAAACAUCCCACUGACAGCUCUUUAGGACCCACUCUUUGUGCAUGUGUGCACAUACUAGAUGAGAAGAUUUUUACAGUGCAUGGGCUGCAGUGCGUGAGGUGGCACUCGCAGCAUUAAUAUAUUUUAGAAUUAAUAUAUCAGUAACUAAACUAACCGAUUUUUCUUUUCUUUUUUUU